Messenger RNA from Brassica oleracea var. oleracea, 307 nucleotides. RefSeq names its product probable NOT transcription complex subunit VIP2. Gene Ontology annotation, biological process: regulation of DNA-templated transcription; nuclear-transcribed mRNA poly(A) tail shortening. Gene Ontology annotation, cellular component: P-body; CCR4-NOT core complex. The coding region runs from base 48 to 287 and encodes 79 amino acids. NCBI's taxonomy places the organism in Eukaryota, Viridiplantae, Streptophyta, Magnoliopsida, Brassicales, Brassicaceae. The record is from RefSeq and is a predicted model, not a curated record. The transcript has 4 exons.
GUUUCAAAAAGUUCUCGUAUGAGUUAUUGUUCUACACAUUUUACAGUAUGCCAAAAGACGAAGCACAGCUAUACGCAGCAGAUGAACUUUAUGAAAGAGGUUGGUUUUACCACAAGGAACUGAGAUUAUGGUUCUUCAGAGUUGGGGAGCCUUUGGUAAGAACAGCUGCAUAUGAAAGAGGAACAUACGAGUGCCUCGAUCCAAACUCGUUCAAAACAGUCAGAAAGGAACAUUUUGUUGUCCAGUACGAGCACAUGGAAAAGAGACCAAGCUUGCUGCAGCAUUGACUUCAAGUAGGUUUGUUCAA